Molecule: messenger RNA, 6852 nt
Organism: Pteronotus mesoamericanus
Lineage: Eukaryota; Metazoa; Chordata; Mammalia; Chiroptera; Mormoopidae
Product: antigen WC1.1-like
Cellular component (GO): membrane
Source: RefSeq, a predicted model, not a curated record
AUGAGUGGGCACUGCUUCCUGCAAGGAUUUUCUUUUUUCCUCCUCAGUGUCCUCGCGAGUGCUCAAGGCAGCGGACAGCUCCGCCUGAUGGACGGGGAGGGUCGCUGUGCCGGCAGAGUGGAGAUCCUUCAUCAGGGCUCCUGGGGCACCGUCUGUGAUGACGGCUGGGGCCUGAACAACGCCCAGGUGGUGUGCAGACAGCUGGGCUGUGGACAAGCCCUCGAUGCCACGGUCUCUGCUCACUUCGGGGAAGGAUCAGGCCAGAUCUGGCUGGAUGACGUGAAGUGCACAGGAAAGGAGUCCCACCUGUGGCAGUGCCCUUCCAGGGGCUGGGGAGAGCACAACUGCUGGCACAAGGAGGACGCGGGGGUCAUCUGCUCAGGAUUUCCUCGUCUGGCUGGAGGGGGUGGACCCUGCUCAGGGCGAGUCGAAGCACGUUCUGGAAGAGACUGGAUUCCAGUGACUGAUGAGAACUUCACAUGGCCCACUGCCCAGGUCAUCUGUGCGGAGCUGGGCUGUGGCAAAGCUGUGUCUGUCCUGGUGGAUGUGCCCUCCAGAGGGUCAGAUGGACGGGUGUUGGCUGAAGAGUUCCGGUGUGAGGGCCAGGAGCCUGAGCUCAGUGUCUGCCCCAGGCCGCCCUGUCCAGGAGGUGCUUGCCAGCACAGAGGGGCUGUUCAAGUUGUCUGUUCAGCAUACACGGAAGUGCGGCUCAUGAAAAAUGGCACCUCUCAGUGUGAGGGCCAAGUGGAGGUGAAUAUUUCUGGAGGAUGGAGAGUGCUCUGUGCCUCCCACUGGAACAUGGCCAAUGCCAACGUUGUCUGUCGUCAGCUCGGCUGCGGAGUCGCCCUCUCUACCCCAGGAGGAGCCCACCUUGUGGAAGGAGGUGACCAGAUCUGGAAAGCCCAGUUUCACUGCUCAGGGGCUGAGUCCUUCCUGUGGAAGUGCCCGAUGACUGCCCUGGGCAUUCCUGGCUGUACCCACGGGAACACGGCCUCUGUGAUCUGCUCGGGAAAUCAGACCCAGGUGCUGCCCCAGUGCGACUCGGUGUCUGAACCAGCAGGCUCUGCAGCCUCAGAGGACAGCGCUGCCAACUGCUCAGAGAGCAGAGCGCUCCGCCUGGUGGACGGGGACAGUCGCUGUGCCGGCAGAGUGGAGAUCCUCCACAGGGGCGCCUGGGGCACCGUCUGUGAUGACGGCUGGGACCUGAACGAUGCCCGGGUCGUGUGCAGACAGCUGGGCUGUGGACAAGCCCUCAAUGCCACGGUCUCUGCUCACUUCGGGGCAGGAUCAGGCCGGAUCUGGCUGGAUGACGUGAAGUGCACAGGAAAGGAGUCCCACCUGUGGCAGUGCCCUUCCCGGGGCUGGGGACAGCACGACUGCGGACACUACAAGGACGCAGGGGUCAUCUGCUCAGAGUCCCUGGCGCUGAGGGUGGUAAGCGAGGACCAGGAGUGUGCCGGGUGGCUGGAAGUUUUCUACAAUGGGACCUGGGGCAGCGUCUGCCGCAGCCCCAUGGAAGCCAUGACCUUGUCCACGAUCUGCAGACACCUUGGCUGUGGGGACAGUGGGACCCUUGACUAUUCUAUUGAUUUUAGAGAAGGUUCCAGACCCCGGUGGGUGGAUGGAAUCCGGUGUCGGAACACUGAUAUGUCCCUCUGGCAAUGUCCUUCUGACCCUUGGAAACACAGUUCUUGCAGUCUGAAGGAGGAAGCUCAUAUCACAUGUGCAGGAAAGAGACCCAAGAGCUGUCCCACUGCUGCCCCCUGCACAGACAGAGACAAGCUCCGACUCAGGGAUGGAGACACCGAGUGCUCAGGGCAAGUGGAGGUUUGACACAGUGGCUCCUGGGGCACGGUGUGUGACAACUCGUGGAGCCUGGCAGAGGCCUAGGUGGUGUGUCAGCUAGGCUUUGGCUCUGCCCUGGAAGCCUUGCAGGAGGCGGCGUUUGGCCCAGGAGAUGGGCACGUCUGGCUGGAUAAGGUGCAGUGCAGGGGCAGGGAGUCCUCCCUGUGGGCCUGUGCUGCGGACCCCUGGGGGCAGAGCGACUGCAAGCACGAGGAGGACGCUGGAGUGAGGUGCUCCGGUAAAGGAUCAACAUUGCCAACCACUACAGCAGGGACCAGAUUAGGCCCACGUUCUGACCCUGGCAUCUUCUCUGUCCCUGGGAUCCUUUGCCUCAUCCUGGGAUCCCUUCUCUUCCUGGUCCUCGUCAUCCUGGUGAUUCAGCUGCACAGAUGGAGAGUGGAGCGCAAAGCCUUGUCCAGCUUUGAAGAUGUUCUUGACCAGGCCUUGUAUGAGGAGAUUGAUUAUAUUUUAACACCGAAGAAAGAGGAUCUACUGAGCAGCCCAGAGCCUCCAGGACACGUCAAUUCCAUAGGAAACAGUUAUGAUGAUGUUGAAGAGUUACCUGCUCCUGAAAUUCCCUCUCCCCCUUACAUGAGUGAGAAUUAUUUUAUCCCAAAAGAGGGAGGUGAUGUCUGGUAUCCCCAAAGAGGCAUCUCUCUACAGUCUCCUGGUGAAGCUGUCAACAUUAGCAUGAAAGAAAAAGGAUCCUCAUCGUUGUUGAGACAAGACCCUGGGUAUGAUGAUGUUGAGCUUAGCACCAUGUUUCCCCCCACCCCACCCCCAAUUUUUCAACCCUAUUACUCUGAUUACUCUGUGUCUGGGAAACCAGACACAGAUGCCAUCCCAGUGCAGCCCAGCUGCUCAGGCCGUGGAGAGCUCCGCCUGGCGGACGGGGAUAGUCGCUGUGCUGGCAGAGUGGAGAUCCUUCACCAGGGCUCCUGGGGCACCGUCUGUGAUGACGGCUGGGACCUGAACGGCGCCCAGGUCGUGUGCAGACAGCUGGGCUGUGGAGAAGCCCUCCAUGCCACGGACUCUGCUCACUUCGGGGAAGGAUCAGGCCGGAUCUGGCUGGAUGACGUGAACUGCACAGGAAAGGAGUCCCACCUGUGGCAGUGCCCUUCCCGGGUCUGGGGACAGCACGACUGCCGGCACAAGGAGGACGCAGGGGUCAUCUGCUCAGGAUUUGUGCAUCUGGCUGGAGGGGGUGGACCCUGCUCAGGGCGAGUAGAAGUGCGUUCUGGAACACACUGGAUUCAAGUGUCUGAUGGGAACUUCACGUGGCCCACUGCCCAGGUCAUCUGUGCGGAGCUGGGCUGUGGCAAAGCUGUGUCUGUCCUGGUGGAUGUGCCCUCCAGAGGGUCAGAUGAACAGGUGUGGGCUGAAGAGUUCCGGUGUGAGGGGCAGGAGCCUGAGCUCAGUGUCUGCCCCAGGCCGCCCUGUCCAGGAGGUGCUUGCCAGCACAGAGGGGCUGUUCAAGUUGUCUGUUCAGCAUACACGGAAGUGCGGCUCAUGAAAAAUGGCACCUCUCAGUGUGAGGGCCAAGUGGAGGUGAAUAUUUCUGGAGGAUGGAGAGUGCUCUGUGCCUCCCACUGGAACAUGGCCAAUGCCAACGUUGUCUGUCGUCAGCUCGGCUGCGGAGUCGCCCUCUCUACCCCAGGAGGAGCCCACCUUGUGGAAGGAGGUGACCAGAUCUGGAAAGCCCAGUUUCACUGCUCAGGGGCUGAGUCCUUCCUGUGGAAGUGCCCGAUGACUGCCCUGGGCAUUCCUGGCUGUACCCACGGGAACGCGGCCUCUGUGAUCUGCUCGGGAAACCAGACCCAGGUGCUGCCCCAGUGCGACUCGGUGUCUGAACCAGCAGGCUCUGCAGCCUCAGAGGACAGCGCUGCCAACUGCUCAGAGAGCAGAGCGCUCCGCCUGGUGGACGGGGGCAGUCGCUGUGCCGGCAGAGUGGAGAUCCUCCACCGGGGCGCCUGGGGCACCGUCUGUGAUGACGGCUGGGACCUGAACGAUGCCCAGGUCGUGUGCAGACAGCUGGGCUGUGGACAAGCCGUCAAUGCCACGGUCUCUGCUCACUUCGGGGCAGGAUCAGGCCGGAUCUGGCUGGAUGACGUGAACUGCACAGGAAACGAGUCCCACCUGUGGCAGUGCCCUUCCCGGGGCUGGGGACAGCACAACUGCUGGCACAAGGAGGAUGCGGGGGUCAUCUGCUCAGAGUUCCUGGCACUGAGGAUGGUGAGCGAGGACCAGGAGUGUGCCGGGUGGCUGGAAGUUUUCUACAAUGGGACCUGGGGCAGCAUCUGCCACAGCCCCAUGGAAGCCAUGACCUUGUCCACAAUCUGCAGACACCUUAGCUGUGGGGACAGUGGGACCACUGACUAUUCUGUCGAUUUUAGAGAAGGCUCCAGACCCCGGUGGGUGGAUGGAAUCCGGUGUCGGAACACUGAUAUGUCCUUCUGGCAGUGUCCUUCUGACCCUUGGAAAUACAGUUCCUGCAGUCUGAAGGAAGAAGUUCAUAUCACAUGUGCAGGAAAGAGACCCAAGAGCUGUCCCACUGCUGCCCCCUGCACAGACAGAGACAAGCUCCGACUCAGGGAUGGAGACACCAAGUGCUCAGGGCGAGUGGAGGUUUGGCACAGUGGCUCCUGGGGCACGGUGUGUGACAACACGUGGAGCUUGGCAGACCCAGAGGUGGUGUGUCAGCAGCUGGGCUAUGGCUCUGCCCUGGGAGCCCUGCAGGAGGGGGCGUUUGGCCCGGGAGAUGGGCGCGUCUGGCUGGAUGAGGUGCAGUGCAGGGGCAGGGAGUCCUCCCUGUGGGCCUGUGCUGCAGACCUCUGGGGGCAGAGCAACUGCGAGCACGAGGAGGACGCUGGAGUGAGGUGCUCUGGUAAAAGAUCAAUGUUGCCAAGCACUACAGCAGGGACCAGAUCUGGCCCAAGUCCUGACCCUGGCAUCUUCUCCCUGUCUGGGAUCCUUUACCUCAUCGUAGGAGCCCUUCUCUUCCUGGUCUUCAUCAUCCUGGUGAUUCGGCUGCACAGAUGGAGAGUGGAACACAGAGCCUUGUCCAGCUUCGAAGAUGCUCUUGACCAGGCCUUGUAUGAGGAGAUUGAUUAUAUUUUAACACCAAAGAAAGAGGAUCUACUGAGCAGCCCAGAAUCCCUGUCAGAUGACUCGGUGACAAAACUGCCAUAUUACACCAGGGAUGGUGAGUAGAACAGUGACUAUAAAUCUGCUCUAGGUAAAGCCCCAGCACAGAGGACUGAUGCCUUUAGCGACAAUUACGAUGAUGCAGAAGACGUACCAAUGUCCAAGGCUCCUUCUUCCUCUCAGAUGGGUGAGCAGGAAGUGUCCGCAGAAGAGAAUGGGGUGAGAGCUUCUCAGACAGGAAACCAGACCCAGGUGCUGCCCCGGUGCGACUCAGUGUCUGAACCAGCAGGCUCUGCAGCCUCAGAGGACAGCGCUGCCAACUGCUCAGAGAGCAGAGCGCUCCGCCUGGUGGACGGGGGCAGUCGCUGUGCCGGCAGAGUGGAGAUCCUCCACCGGGGCGCCUGGGGCACCGUCUGUGAUGACGGCUGGGACCUGAACGAUGCCCAGGUCGUGUGCAGACAGCUGGGCUGUGGACAAGCCAUCAAUGCCACGGUCUCUGCUCACUUCGGGGCAGGAUCAGACCGGAUCUGGCUGGAUGACGUGAAGUGCACAGGAAAGGAGUCCCACCUGUGGCAGUGCCCUUCCCGGGGCUGGGGACAGCACGACUGCUGGCACAAGGAGGACGCAGGGGUCAUCUGCUCAGAGUCCCUGGCGCUGAGGGUGGUGAGCGAGGACCAGGAGUGUGCCGGGUGGCUAGAAGUUUUCUACAAUGGGACCUGGGGCAGCGUCUGCCACAGCCCCAUGGAAGCCAUGACCUUGUCCACGAUCUGCAGACACCUUGGCUGUGGGGACAGUGGGACCCUUGAUUCUUCGGUCAAUUUUAGAGAAGGUUCCAGACCCCGGUGGGUGGAUAGAAUCCAGUGUCGGAACACUGAUAUGUCCCUCUGGCAGUGUCCUUCCGACCCUUGGAAACACAGUUCUUGCAUUCUGAAGGAGGAAGCUCAUAUCACGUGUGCAGGAAAGAGACCCAAGAGCUGUCCCACUGCUGCCCCCUGCACAGACAGAGACAAGCUCCGACUCAGGGAUGGAGACACCGAGUGCUCAGGGCGAGUGGAGGUUUGGCACAAUGGCUCCUGGGGCACGGUGUGUGACGACUCGUGGAGCCUGGCAGAGGCCGAGGUGGUGUGUCAGCAGCUGGGCUGUGGCUCUGCCCUGGAAGCCUUGCAGGAGGCGGCGUUUGGCCCAGGAGAUGGGCGCGUCUGGCUGGAUGAGGUACAGUGCAGGGGCAGGGAGUCCUCCCUGUGGGCCUGUGCUGCGGACCCCUGGGGGCAGAGCGACUGCAAGCACGAGGAGGACGCUGGAGUGAGGUGCUCUGGUAAAAGAUCAACAUUGCCAACCACUACAGCAGAGACCAGAUAUGGCCCAAGUCACGUCCCUGGCAUCUUCUCUGUUCCUGGGAUCCUUUGCCUCAUCCUGGGAUCCCUUCUCUUCCUGGUCCUCAUCAUUCUGGUGAUUCAGCUGCACAGAUGGAGAGUGGAGCACAGAGCCUUGUCCAGCUAUGAAGAUGUUCUUGACCAGGCCUUGUAUGAGGAGAUUGAUUAUAUUUUAACACCGAAGAAAGAGGAUCUCCUGAGCAGCCCACAGCCUCCAGGACAUGCCAAUGCCAUAGGAAACAGUUAUGAUGAUGUUGAAGAGUUACCUGCUCCUGAAAUUCCCUCUCCCCCUUACAUGAGUGAGAAUUAUUUUUUCCCAAAAGAGGGAGGUGAUGUCUGGUAUCCCCAAAGAGGCAUCUCUCUACAGUCUCCUAGUGAAGCUGUCAAAACUAGCGUGAAAGAGAAAGGAUCCUCACUGGUUCUGAGACAAGACCCUGGGUAUGAUGAUGUUGAGCUUAGCACCAUGUAGUGCCAUUCUUGGAGCAAGUAA